Symbiodinium sp. CCMP2456 is the source of this 1803-nucleotide messenger RNA. The record is from the annotation of a GenBank genome assembly. NCBI's taxonomy places the organism in Eukaryota, Dinophyceae, Suessiales, Symbiodiniaceae.
AUGUACACUUUAAUGAUUGUGAUUUUUGUGCUGGGUUAUGCUGCCAUAGCCCUUGAGCAUAAUAUUCGUAUUGAUAAGGCGGCCUCUGCGCUCAUCACGGGCGUGCUUUGCUGGACGGUUUACGUGCUUGGCGCGGAAGGCAUCGUAAACUUUGAGGCCAUUCCCGGAUUUAUUACGCAAAUGUUCUUUGAAGAGCACCACCUCAGCGAGCAACCCGAAAUCAUAAGCCACUACGUAACCGAGUUUCAGGUAUUGGAGCACCUGGGUGAAAUAGCCUCCAUUUUGUUUUUCCUGCUGGGGGCCAUGACCAUUGUAGAGCUCAUAGACGCCCACGAGGGCUUUGCCGUAAUUACCAACCGCAUUAAAACCACCAGCAAAAAGAAGCUCAUCUGGAUUAUUUGCAUACUUACCUUCUUCUUAUCCGCGGCUCUUGACAACCUUACCACAAGUAUUGUAAUGGUUUCAUUGCUUAAAAAGCUGAUUGACGACAAACAAGACCGCUGGCUUUUUGCCGGUAUGGUGGUAGUGGCCGCCAAUGCGGGCGGUGCGUGGUCGCCUAUAGGUGAUGUUACCACCACUAUGCUUUGGAUUGGUUCGCAGAUUACCGCCUCUGCCGUAAUCACCAAGCUCAUAUUCCCCAGUUUGGUUUGUUUAAUCGUUCCGCUGGUACUGCUCAGCACCAAAUUGAAGGGCAAUGUAAAACGCCCGCUAAAAAGCGAAGGGCUGGAGCACUAUGUUAACCCCACAACAGAGUUUGAAAGAAAUACCGUUUUUACGGUGGGCUUGCUGGGUUUGCUAUUUGUACCGGUAUUUAAAACCUACACCCACCUCCCACCCUUUAUGGGCAUGAUGCUUAGCCUGGGCAUAUUGUGGACCGUUACCGAAGUAUUGCACCGCGACAAAAACCAGGAAACAAAAAGCAAGCUCAGUGUUAUUUCCGUCCUGCGGAAAGUGGAUACGGCCAGUGUGCUGUUUUUCCUAGGCAUACUGCUGGCGGUGGCGAGUUUGCAAUCGGCCGGGCAAUUGCGGGAACUGGCCGGGGUUUUAGAAAGCAGCAUUGGCACCGGAGAAGCCAGCGGAAUUUAUGGCAUCGGGGUAAUCAUUGGCGUAUUGUCGGCCAUUGUAGAUAACGUACCCCUGGUGGCAGCAUCCAUGGGCAUGUACGACAUUAACCCCGUGGCGGGAACAUUCUUUUCACAGGACGGAUUGUUUUGGGAAUUUCUGGCCUAUUGUGCCGGAACCGGAGGGAUUGGCGGAAACAUAAUUAUGGUGGUUUUGGCCGUACUCUCCAUUAUUGCGGUGUACAUUUUUGUGGAGCGCUGGGGGGCUAUAAAGCGCGCCAAUAAGAUGGACGCAAACUUUAUGAACCACAUAAAAGACCACGUGAUGAACGGCAAGCUGGAUGCCGCCCGCGCCCUUUGCCAAAGCCAGGAUACUCCGGUGGCGCGCAUGUUGGGCAAAGGCAUAAGCCGCAUUGGCAAACCUCUUAAAGACAUAAGUGCCGCCAUUGAAAAUACCGGCAAACUGGAAGUGAGUAUGUUGGAGAAAAACCUGGCCACCAUGGCCACUAUUGCCGGAGCGGCUCCUAUGAUUGGUUUCCUUGGUACCGUAAUCGGGAUGAUUUUGGCCUUCCACGAUAUGGCUUCGGCCGGAGGGCAAAUUAACAUUGAAAUGCUGGCCGAAGGCAUUUACGUGGCCAUGACCACCACCGUUGCCGGACUGGCGGUGGGCAUUAUUGCCUAUUUGGGCUACAACAGCCUGGUGGCUAAGGUUGAUAAGACGGUAUUUUUGAUGGAAACCAAA